UUUAAAGGUUCAAACCGUUUCUUUACGAUAAUUUUGGAGUCACAUUUAAAUUAGAUAUACAUUCAAUAGUUAUACCAUUUGAAUAUCAUUUUAAUGCGCUUCACGUCAAUUUAAAUUAAUACCCAAAUUAGAAAGUUUGCUUUCUAUAUAAUCAACGCGAUUUGGUCACAGACAUAAUAUUUUCAUAAGGAUAGAUAAUCGCCAAAACAAACUCCGACAAACUGAUUACGGAUUACUUUCACUUGAACUUUUAAUGUGAGGAGGUAUUGUAACUGGUAGAAAGAAAGUACCUUUCAUAAAACAUCGAUGUUAUUUCUUAUGAAUAUAUAUUGAAAUUAGGAGUAAAAAUGAGUUGUACAACGCAGACUGUUUCCAAUGGAUAUAUAGUGUCAUCACAAAAUUUAUACAAUGUCAAUGAAACAGUUACUUAUGUAUGUAACUCCUUCUAUACCUUGUCCGGAAAUGCUGUUGCUACAUGCUUAGAUACGAGUGGCACAUGGUCAACUAUACCAUCAUGUAAAUUUGCGGCCAAAGAUAAUGUAUGGUUUUGGAUGACAGUUGGUCUAGCCUCGUUGUUAGCACUUGUACUACUACUCUUGUUAUUGAUAAUAAUCAUACGGUAUUGCUGCUGUCACAAAAGAAAAAGUCGUGUAUCUGAGUUCUCAGAAAGCCAGGACCGAUACGGGGAUAGUUGUGGUCCAUGCUGUGGAUUGGUGGACUAUAAAGGAUGUUGUUCCCUUUCCGGAUGUUGUGGAUUUUAUGGAUGUUGCGGUGGAUUCUGUGGAGCGUGCCGAUGCUGCAGAGAGUUUCCAGGCGACGGUGAUGGCGACUCGGGCAGACAUAACAGAAAUUCUAAUAAUCAUUCAAUGAAACGUGUGAAGAAAAAAGUUUCUGUAAGACAAACACAAACGUCACCAACACCAACAGAUACGACGGCCAUUAUUGAAGAAAAGAAAAAGAUAGCUAAGAUGAAUGACGUAUAUAUCAUUUCAAAUAAUGUUGAUUCUACCCAGAAUGCUCCAGUAAGUACAAAAUCUACUCCCAGAGUAUAUAAAUCGCCAACAACGAAUUCACAAACGCCUCGUGACCAGAAUGACAGCAUGACAUCGGAGCAAAAUUACAAGAAGAAAGCAAAGGUUUUAAAAGCAUGGAUGCCCCAUUCCCAUGACGUCAGAGGAAUAAAUACAAGCACAAAAUAACAGUUCUAAGACUUCCUCGGCGUUGAUGAGAUUAAAAUGACAGGACGGGUGCUGUACUGCUUAACAUUGUUAUACAAGAUGCUUAAAAUAUUUAAUUGACAAUUUUGGAUUAUGCUUCAAAUACGUGUAGCCAACGAUGUAAAACAAUAUCUAUAUAUAAAUAUAUAAUAUUUGUAUUAUAACGACGAAAACCAUAAACGGUUGAAAUGUUCACUGUGAUUUUAUGAGAUCAAUCAUUUAACUUUUAAUUGGUUAUUUCUUUUUUA
Molecule: messenger RNA, 1465 nt
Organism: Mytilus trossulus (common blue mussel)
Lineage: Eukaryota; Metazoa; Mollusca; Bivalvia; Mytilida; Mytilidae
Exons: 4
Coding region: 348-1199 (283 amino acids)
Source: RefSeq, a predicted model, not a curated record